AUGCCACGCUUGAACGAGAAGACCCGACUGUUACCCGCUGUACAAGCCCUAUACGGCUCUACCAGCAACAAGCUCAAGAUCAAACGUUGUCUGAUCAUCCUGGGCAUUGUGACUGCAGUGGUUCUGGCUGGAUCUAGUGUGUGGUGGCUGUUCUUCGACGACCACGAGCCUGCAGAAGGCAUUGCAGACGAAUACAUCUGCGGUGACACCAAGAAUGAGGCCGGGUACAUCAAACUACCCAACAAGAACGACGAUCAUUACUUCUAUUGGUUUUUCGAGGCAAAACAUAAUGCGAGCACUGCUCCGCUAGUCAUUUGGCUAACUGGGGGGCCAGGUGGAUCAAGUUUACUGGCACUUUUUAACGAGAAUGGUCCGUGUCGAAUUCAACCAGACCUCACAACAAAAGUGCACCCGUACUCGUGGACAUACGAGGCAAACAUGCUUUGGCUGGAUCAGCCUACAAGCGUCGGGUUCUCGUACAGUUCUGGUGGAGACCACGACUACAACGAGAAGGACGUGGGCGAAAACUUGUAUUGGUUUCUGCAGGGUUUUAUUGAGAUGCAUCCGGAGUUUGAUGGACGAGAGUUCUUCUUAACUGGCGAGAGCUAUGGUGGACAUUAUGUCCCUGGAGCGGCACACUACAUAUGGGAACAAAACAAGAAGAACGAGGUCACUGGCGUAAAGAGCAUCAAUCUACAAGGAAUCGCGGUUGGGAACGGAUGGACGGACCCAGUUGUGCAGUACCAACACGCUCCUGAUAUUCUCGACAACUCGUAUAACAUCACGCUGCUCGACGAAGCGGUGGCUGAACAACUCAAGGUCAACGCUGCCAAAUGUGCUCAACUGACGCGCGAGUGUCAGCAAUCUCCCAAUAACUCAUCAUGUGUCGAGCAAGACGCGUUCUGCUUCGAGAACGUCUUCCUUGCACUCUCCGCCAACCAAACUGGUCGCAACCCCUACGAUGUGAGGGAACACUGCGAUUGGGUGGACUUUGGCUUUUGCCAUGGUAUUCCGCUUAUCGAGGAGUUCCUCGCUCAAGAUGCAGUGCACAAAUAUUUGAACGUUGACCGCGACUGGGUCGGGGGUAGUGCCGAAGUAGCCGAAAACUUUGUCAUCGAUACCUUGCAGUCGUUCGACAGUUACGUUGCGGAUCUAUUGAACAACGACGUUCGAGUGCUUCUGUAUAUCGGUGAUGCUGAUGCAAUGUGCAACUGGUGGGGUAAUAAAGCUUGGAUCGACGCUCUCGAGUGGAAGGGCAGCGAGGGCUUCAAUGCAGCGGAGGAGAAGUCGCUGCUGACUCAAGACUUGCUUAACCCUAAUGCUGCUCCGACGGAUACUGGUACGGCGAGAUCUUUCGAGAACCUUGCUUUGGUGCGCGUUUUCAACUCGGGCCACAUGAUCUCAUCAACAAAUUCUUCAAGAAUGAAGCGCUAG
This is a messenger RNA of Phytophthora nicotianae INRA-310, 1434 nucleotides long. RefSeq lists its product as hypothetical. The record is from RefSeq and is a predicted model, not a curated record. Bases 1 to 1434 code for a protein of 477 amino acids. The transcript has 3 exons. Gene Ontology annotation, molecular function: serine-type carboxypeptidase activity. Gene Ontology annotation, biological process: proteolysis. Lineage: Eukaryota; Oomycota; Peronosporomycetes; Peronosporales; Peronosporaceae.